This is a messenger RNA of Pseudophryne corroboree (corroboree frog), 7533 nucleotides long. RefSeq names its product progesterone receptor (gene PGR). The transcript has 8 exons. The coding region runs from base 460 to 2577 and encodes 705 amino acids. NCBI's taxonomy places the organism in Eukaryota, Metazoa, Chordata, Amphibia, Anura, Myobatrachidae. Gene Ontology annotation, cellular component: nucleus; chromatin. Gene Ontology annotation, molecular function: zinc ion binding; estrogen response element binding; nuclear receptor activity. The record is from RefSeq and is a predicted model, not a curated record. Gene Ontology annotation, biological process: nuclear receptor-mediated steroid hormone signaling pathway; regulation of transcription by RNA polymerase II.
GUAAAGUCUGCCCGCACUGUCCCCCCCGUGUGACGGCAGCGAAUAGACAGCGCCACUGUGAGGAGCUGCCAGUCCGGGAGUAGCAGCAGCUUCGUGCGGGGACCCGGGUGUGACCUCUCCCUCUCCAGUGACAGCCCAUCACGGACACGCUCCCUGGAGGGGGACGCGCUUACACGGGUCUGCAGCAGCAGAGGUCGCUGCAGGGAGCUGAACCGGUCCGGCGUUCCGGAACACGUCCGGUCCGGCUUACACCAAUUCCCGUAGUAAGGGCUGUGACAGUGUACAGGAAAUACACGAGCAGGGCAGUGCUUGGCACAUAACACUUUUAUCCUGUUUAAAUUCGUAGUAUCGACGGGGUACUGAGCUGCUCCUUUACACUUGGUACAUAGAAGCUUCAGAACGCUAUGACUUCAUGAUACCAGGGAAAGGAUCGUUCUUGACACAUUGCUAGCAGUCCACAUGGAGGAUAAGACCAAGCAAUGCCCAAGGACCACGCAAUACCCAAGCAGUGCUGCCAGGGGCACAAUGGAUUUUUUGCAGGAGGUCUCAGACCCUGGAGAAAUCUUAUUGGACAGUCUGAUCUAUCAGAGACCAGAAGGUGAGGAGGAACCAUACCAAACCCGGGGACAAGCAGUGUCUUCUGCUAACAGCGAGCUGGACAAGGUUCUGGACUGCAUCCUGAGCUCCUCAGCAUCAGGUGGCUCCACCCUAUGGACAGGCAGUGUCACCCCUGUUAUACAUGGGAUGUCAGUAACCUCUGCAACCACAGGUAAGACCCUGGAAGACCCCAGAACUGAUACAGAAGUGUGGAAUGAGACUACAGACUCCACAAAAGACAGAAGUACCCUGGAGGACUGUUCUGGGAAUAGAACACCAAGGACAACUGGGGUCCCAGCUACCCUGACCAGCAGACAUCUAAAUUUCACUGAUAUGUCUGUGUUGCCUGUGUACCUGUCUACCCAGGAGAGGCACCUUGUGGGGACCGAUGGCAGUGACUCAAGGGGGUCCAAUGCUGGAUCAUCACAGCAGUUGUCUCUAUUCCCAAAGCAGAGCUCCUGUUUGCACCCAGACACUGAGCCUGUUGGCAAGGUUAAACUAGAAGAGUCUGAGGUCUCCUUGUUUGCCACCCCAAAAGAGAACACACUUUGCCCGGAUUAUGGAUUACCACACCCAACUACCACAACCUCAGAUGCCAAUCAGUUUUUGGAUUUUAUUUCCUGCAAAACAGAGUCUUCAGCUGUCUACGAACCCUUUACAACCAGUCCUGGCAACUCAGAUGAAAACCCCACAUCUUCCUCACCUCAGAGUCUCUACCAGCCCCUCAACCUUAAUGGGCACCAGCUCCCUGCUUGCCGGUCACUUGGGGUAAAAGAACCAUACCUGUCACAGAUCCUUCUACCCUAUGUACAGUACAUCAGGUCGGAUGAACCAGGUCAGACGUCUCCGUACACCUUUGACUCUUUGCAGCAGAAGACCUGUUUAAUUUGUGGCGAUGAGGCAUCAGGCUGUCACUAUGGAGUCCUCACCUGCGGGAGCUGUAAGGUCUUCUUUAAGAGAGCCAUAGAAGGGCAACACAAUUAUUUAUGUGCUGGACGGAACGACUGCAUUGUUGAUAAAAUCAGAAGAAAGAAUUGCCCAUCGUGUCGGCUUAGGAAAUGUUGCCAGGCAGGCAUGGUUCUAGGAGGUCGAAAGUUCAAAAAGUUUAACAAAAUGAAACCUGGAAGGGAGAUUGGAACAUUUGUGAUACAGCAAUCCACAUCUGCGGAAUGUCAACAGGCUCUGACACGGAGAACAUCUGCAAGUUCAGCUCAAGAGAUUCAGUACAUCCCAGAAUUGCUCCAGAUCUUACAAAGCAUAGAGCCAGAGAUGGUGUACGCCGGGUAUGAUAACACACAGCCGGAGACCCCUAGUGCGCUGCUGUGUAGCCUUAACCAGCUUUGUGAGCGCCAACUCCUCUGUGUUGUGAAAUGGUCCAAAUCGCUACCAGGGUUCAGAAAUCUACACAUCGAUGAUCAGAUUAUCCUCUUGCAAUAUUCGUGGAUGAGCCUCAUGGCCUUUGCCAUGGGGUGGAGGUCCUACAAGCAUGUCAGUGGGCAGAUGCUUUAUUUUGCACCAGAUUUAGUAUUGAAUGAACAAAGAAUGAAAGAUUCGUCUUUUUAUUCCCUAUGUCUCUCUAUGAGGCAGCUGCCGCAGGAGUUUGUCAGAUUACAGAUCACCCAGGAGGAGUUUCUGUGCAUGAAAGCCCUCUUACUGCUGAAUACAAUUCCUUUGGAGGGUCUUAAAAGCCAAAGUCUUUUCGAUGAGAUGAGGUCAAAUUACAUCAGAGAACUGGCAAAGGUGGUUGGCAUGAGGCACAAAGGAGUCGUGGCAAGUUCCCAGCGCUUCUUUCACCUUACUAAAGUUAUGGAUUCCAUGCAUGAACUGGUCAAGCAACUCCACCUGUAUUGCCUCAACACCUUUCUUCAGUCUCGAGCCCUGAGCGUGGAGUUCCCGGAAAUGAUGACGGAAGUUAUAUCGGCGCAGUUACCCAAAAUCCUGGCCGGGAUGGUGAAGCAGCUCGUCUUUCACCAAAAAUGAGUCUUAUUCUGACCUAUUUAUUUAUUUACAAAAAAGAGUUACAAAAAAUAUAAAAAAAUUAAAUAAAUACAUGUGACAUCCGCCAUUACAUUAUCCUACAGUUUUCACGCCACAAUACGGAUAUGAGCUAGCGCUCAAAUCAGUAGAGUCUGUGGGGUAAAUUUACUAAGAUGGAAGUUCUAUUUAAGAGGGGGUGUUGCCCAUAGCAACCAAUCAGAUUCUAUUUCUCAUUUAUCUAGCGCCUUCUAGAAGAUAAUACCUGGAAUCUGAUUGGUUGCUACGGAAAACAUCCCAUCUUAAAUAGAGCUCCAAUCUUAGUAAAUUUACCCCUGUAUGGGAAAUAUUUGAACUUUAUUUCUCUUAUUCCUUCGAGUUCAAGAUCUCCUGGACAUAGGCUGCUAGUCACGAAGGCUGUAGCUGGUCAUUGUAGGCCGCAUAUUUCUGUGUAUGUCUUUAGGUAACCUUUGUUAGCAUUAAAAGGAAACUACUUCCGAAAAGAUGUGACAACGUAUAACGCUAUAACAACAUCUAUGUUUGUUGACAUUGAAACAGCAGGUCUGGGCUUCAUAUUCAAAGCACAUCUGAUGUGCCAUAAAAUGUCUUAGUUUUGUUGCAAAGCGCUUAUAUGGUCCACAAAACAUAUAUUAAGAUGUAAAGGCCCCCAUACAUUACCACUGGCAAUGUCCAGAUCCCCCAGGGCCGGGGCAGGAAAUCAGGAAUAUUAAACGUUUAAAAGUCUCGAUUCCAUGAUACCGACCGAAAAUGGCAACUCAGAGAUUUGUCAUGUCCCUGAUUCCCUGGUGGAUCGCUGAUCUUCAAUGGCCGCCAAUUAGCAGAUCUGACCGGUGGAACGGCGGUGCCACUUGGAUCAAGGCAGUGGCUUUCUGAUGUAUGGGGGCCUUAAGUCUACUAUUCGUUCUUGGUAGAUGACUCACAAAGGAGAAGGGCACCGUCUGUAUUUGUGGAAAAAUCCAAAGACGUUUACUGUGCAAAAGUGUCAAACAUCCUACCACGUUAGAAUUAGCACUCUCAUUAAAUAAAGUGUUUCCAUUUUUCUCUUAAUAUACUUUAUAGUGUCUGGCAUUUGAGACUUUUUUUUACCUCAUUGUGCAAAGUGUGGAUAGAAAAGUGCAACGGGAAGGUACAAAAUGUGUCUCAUUAUAGAACGAGACCUCAUCACCGCCAGCUCAGAGCUCUACACACAGCUGUGAUAUCUCCUAUAAUACACUCUUUCCAAAUCUCCAAUCUAGUUUUAUCACUGCUCCCCAAAAAUAGGGGAAUUGGUGUAAGGGGGCCACAUCAUGCCCCCAGACCAUCCUUGUUCACUGGGGAAAGUGAGUGGGAUCUGGGAAGCUGAGAGUGUGGGAGAGCUCACCGAAACUGGGAGUCUUGCGGACAUUACAGGAAAGAAGAAGACUAAGGGGGAUAUGUACUAAGCAGUGAAAAGAGCGGAGAAGUGAGCCAGUGAAGAAGUUGCCCAUGGCAACCAAUCAGCAUGAAGUAACAUUUAUAAUUUACUUACUUUCAAAUUAUACAGAGCAGCUGAUUGGUUGCCAUGGGCAACUUCUCCACUGGCUCAUUUCUCCAUGCUUAUCACUGCUUUGUACAUUUCCUACCUAAAGUAGAGUUUAAAGUGGACUUGUCACUUAACAUCCUGACAUUAAACAGAUAUCCAAGGUCAUUAACCAAAAAAUAUAUGAUCUAUGUUAAAGCUCUAUGGGGCAUAUUAUCAAUUAUAGUGUUUUAGACCUGAUAAUUAUCAUUUCUUUUUGCCACUAUUCGAUGCAAUAAGAAAUUAUGUACUGGCCAAAAGGACUAAAAAACACAAUCGGGGACAGGGGCUCCGAUAGGAGUGUUAGACGUAAAGUGAUGUGUUACUAAUGCGUUCACUUCACUUCUGCUAGUUUGGGACCAGCAGCCAUUGCCGGGAAAGGGUUCCUAAGGAGCCCUCUCCCAGUCAUUUCUGAAUUUCCUAGUGUAGCCCAUCUGAAGAUGGUGUCAGCUGUCGGGGCCAAUCACCAGGCUGCUUCUUAUAUCGGAAAUGGAGGGACUGUGGUAUAUACAGGAGAUAUCUACAGCGGUUCAUCCAUGUAACAUUCGGGGGAUACUAAAUACUGUAUUUGCCCCUUCAAACCAUGUUUUGGGGAUAUCCUGCAAAUAGUAUUUGAUAAAUAAGCCCCUAUAUCUUCUCCUAGGCAUCUAUAAAUAUACAUUAGUAAUAAAUAGACUGGGAACACCCCGUGUAAUGGUCGCAGCAUGCCUCCUGUGCUUCUAUGGAACGUUAUGUGACAUCGCCAAGCUGACAGUUUUCUCUGUAUAUGCUCAUACUUUCCUACUUUCCAGACAUUUCUAAGGGCUUCCCUGGGGGGAGAGUUAUCAAAGCUAGGAGAGAGAUAAAGUAUGAGUCAAUCAACUUAUGCCAUUUUAUAGACUAAGGGGUCUGUGUGCUAAGCUUUGGAGAGGGAUAAAGUGGACAGAGAUAAAGUACCAGAUAACGUACCAACCAAUCAGCUCCUAGCUGCCAUGUUACAGGCUGUGUUUGAAAAAUGACAGGAGCUGGUUGGUUGGUACUUUAUCUCUCUCUCUCCAAUUUAUCUCUCUCCAAGCUUUGCUAAAUCUCACCCCCCAGAGUCCUAGGAGAGCAGGACACCCUGUUGGAUCCCACAGACUUUCCUAGUAAAGUGGACAGGGAGUUUAUGGCGCGCUUCACUGAAAAUUUCAUAAGGUUAGGUCAUCAAGUUCCCAUGCGCUUUCCCCGUGGAGGUAGAGAAGUCAGCAGGCAGACAUGGGCUCAGUUUGUGACCAUAUUAUCCCUUUUACAAUACCUCCCAACAUGACCCUCUCCAGGAGGGACACAAUGCUCUGCUUCUGGACUUUUCUCUUUCUCUAUGAUUGCCGGCACCUGUGUUGUACAGGUUACUGGAUAAGAAAGGUGUUUCAGCACAGGUGAUGGCAAUCAUACAUUUAGAGGGAAGUCCAGGAGCAGAGCAUUCUGUCCCUCCUGGAGAGGGUCAUGUUGUGAGGUAUGCUUUUACCAGGGACACUCAUGGAUUACACAGGUUCUGUGGCUGACUGACUUCAAGCCUACAUUUCAGCUGAUUUUAAUCAACCACAGAACAUGUGUAAUCCAUGAGCAUCCCAGGUAAAACGGAUAAUAUGGUCACUGUACACCAGGCAUUCCCAACUGCGGUCCUCAAGGCACACCAACAGUGCAGGUUUUAGUGAUAUCCAGGCUUCAGCAGAGAUGGUUAAAUCAAAAUAACUGAGGUACUAAUUAAGUCACCUGUGUUCAACAUGGAUAUCACUGAAACCAGGACUGUUAAUGUGCCUUGAGGACCGAGGUUGGGAAACACUGCUCUACACUAACAGCUAAUUUAGUACCUGAGACAUGGUAUAUAUUGUACUUACUUCAUACUUGCCUACCUGACCCUCUCCGUGAGGGAGAAAAUGCUCUGCUCCAGGACUUUCCUGGUAAUGUAUGAUUGCCAGGAAAGUCCAGAGCAUUUUCUCCCUCACGGAGAGGGUCAGGUAGGCAAGUAUGGCUACAAUAUAUAAACUGUUAAUGUUCACAAUUAAACCAUCAUUACUGUUUGAUGUGUCAGGACAGCUUUGUACCGUGAACAUGUUUUAUCAGCCAGAUUACUACCUCACUGCAACUUUUGCAAAAUACAUUCCUUUAUGUUUGCUACUUCCUUCUUUGCCAGCCACUGCAGAUAUGGCGGGGAGAUUGUCAAUGCUUGGAGAGAGAUAAAGUACCAACCAAUCAGCUUCAACUGUCAUUUUACAGGCUGAAAAAUGCUAGGAGCUGAUUGGGUGGUACUUUCUCACCACUUUAUCUCUCUCCAAGUUUUGAUAAAUCUCCCCCAUGGGCAGCCAAUGUAGUCAUUAGAUCCUAAAUCAGCCUCCCAUUAUACUAUAAAUGGCCCGCUGUAAAUACUCUAAGUUCUCUUUGCAGCAUGUGUGGUCAUCAGCCCACCAGAAAGUAGCGUUUUGUAGAUAAAGCUCAACGUAAGCCGUUUUACUGUUAAACUAUGGAUGUAAUUAUAUUUCUAUACCGUGUCACAUUUUUUCAUUAGCAAAAGUUACUUGUAAUUUCCUCUCAGUGCUACCAAGAAAUGCAAAAGCAAAGUAUCAGUCCAGGUCUCCUUAAGACGUUUUCAAUCUUUUGUGUCAUUUCAGAAUACAUAGGAAAUAGAAUUCUUUCUAUCAUGCACAGAAUUAAUUUCCCUGCGCUAGACGCAAUUACUGAAAUAACAGCCUAUUCCAUGUAGCUUCAGCCUCUGCAAGCUGUUCACACUGAGAGUCAUUUGUACUUUCCAGACACGUCCAUUGCAUUGUACCCCCUGGGAACAGGCGUCCGUCCUGGCAGUUCAAAUUAGCUCUGUGUAUGACUUAUCUAGUGCAGCAUCACUUACAGUAAGAAUGUAUUCACCACGCUUAGCUAAGAUGUAUGUGACUAUCUCUUGAAUACAAUUGUCUGAUUUCUGCUUGGCCUCUGCGAGGCUCUGUGCUUGUCAGGUAUUAAACGUGCACAGACAUUUGGGGCUCGUUGUCAUACCUGGGUAUAGUUGUUGCUCUUUAAAAGUGUUUUUUUUAAUGUAUUAUUGCCUUACAUGUGGAUACGUCUUGUCCUGAACUAGCAGAAAAUAUAUAACAUAUAGGGGGAAUGUAUCAAACCUUAGAAGGAGAUAGACUGGAGAGAUAUAAAGUACCAGCCAAUCAGUCUAUAACUUCCAUUUUACAGGCUGUGUUUGAAGCAGAUUGGCUGAUACUUUGUCCAAGGUUUGAUGCAUCUCCCCCCAUAGUAACCUAUUAGAUAUUAACUAGAGACUGAUUGCUUACUAUUGGCCACUAGGCAUUUGUGAUAAUAGCUGUACAGUGCAUUGUCCAUGACAGUGUGCAAUAUCCAGUCUGUUUUGCAUUAAAUCUGUCUCAUUAAAGAAAAUAUUUCAUGUA